CUGAUAUUUUCUCUUCGGUUUCUUAAAUAUCCUGGUUUUAUCUUAUAUAUAGAUUCUGAACUACCACCUGCUUACGAGCCUUCACCCAUCACCUUUUAUCCUCAAACAGACUUCAAAACGCCAUAUCCUACUGUCAGUUCAUCUGGCAAACCGCCGUCAUUGCUCACAGCUAGUUCAUUGCCUCCUCCACUUCCUACGACUGAUCCGGUAGCUCCACCGGACUUCGUUCUGCCUAUCCUGCCAAGCGUACCCACCAGCUCAACCAACAAUAUGGGAGGCCAAGGUGGUGUCAGUGGGAUGACUAGUUCCAGCUCUUCUCACCAAGACGAAAGCGACGAAUUACGAUUUGAUGACCUUUCCAGGCGUUUUCAACAAUUGAAAGGGAAAAAAUGA
Messenger RNA from Protopolystoma xenopodis, 393 nucleotides. NCBI's taxonomy places the organism in Eukaryota, Metazoa, Platyhelminthes, Monogenea, Polystomatidea, Polystomatidae. The record is from the annotation of a GenBank genome assembly.